Molecule: messenger RNA, 1491 nt
Organism: Eucalyptus grandis
Lineage: Eukaryota; Viridiplantae; Streptophyta; Magnoliopsida; Myrtales; Myrtaceae
Product: serine/arginine-rich splicing factor RS2Z33
Exons: 6
Coding region: 312-1238 (308 amino acids)
Biological process (GO): mRNA splicing, via spliceosome
Cellular component (GO): nuclear speck
Molecular function (GO): mRNA binding; zinc ion binding
Source: RefSeq, a predicted model, not a curated record
GAAAUAUGCCUCGCUAUGAUGACCGCCGCAGCAAUACGCGACUCUAUGUAGGUCACCUGUCUUCGCGAACAAAGACACGUGACUUGGAGGAUCUCUUUGCUAGAUAUGGAAGAGUGUUCCACGCCUCGGCCUGUCCAUGUGGUUAACUUGGAUGAUCUUGUUGAAGGUUUCUUUCUGUCGUAAGAGGACACCCUUGGUGGACUGGCCAGUGUUUAUAGUAUUUAUGCAUAUAUUAGUGGAAAUGGCAAGAUUCCAAAGUGGUGUUUUGUUAACCUUUGAGGGGCGAAGUAUCAAACCUUCCUGAUAUCCUGAUGGCCUUACUGUUUGUGGCAAACCGUUUACGCAGAAUUCGUGCUGUGGAUAUGAAGCGAGACUACGCCUUUGUUGAGUUCAGUGAUCCUCGGGAUGCUGAUGAUGCAAGAUAUAGCUUGGAUGGAAGGGAUUUUAAAGGAAGCCGUAUUAUUGUGGAAUUCUCGAAGGGGGUGAGUGAUUUGACACCACGUGCUCCUGGAGGAUCUCGUGAUUAUAUGGGUAGGGGUCCUCCUCCUGGUUCUGGGCGCUGUUUUAAUUGUGGAAUUGAUGGCCACUGGGCUCGAGAUUGCAAAGCUGGGGACUGGAAGAAUAAAUGCUAUCGAUGUGGGGAAAGGGGCCAUAUAGAAAGAAAUUGUCAGAACAGUCCAAGGAAAUUAAGACGUGAGGAUUACUCACGUUCACCUAGUCCUCGCCGUGGUCGGAGUAGGAGCCGAAGUUACAGCCGCAGUCGUAGUUACAGUAGGUCAAUCUCUCCGGCAAAGAGGGAGCGAAGUUUUGAUGACGUCGAUAGAAGGCCAAGGAGCCCCAUUGGUAGUCGGAGCCCUAAGCGGGGAAGGAGUCCUAUGGGUAGUCGCAGCCCCAAGCGGGGGCGGAGCCCAAUCGCUAGUCGGAGCCCUAAGCGGGGAAGGAGUCCACCAUCCAGAGCAAGAGAUUACAGCCCAGCUGCUGAUGAGAGAAGCCCCCCGAGAGCCAAAGUUGAUCAAUCUCCCGAAGAUAAGAAAUAUGCUAAUGGGUCGGAUUAUAGCAACAGUCCCAGGAGGAAGAGCAUGAGCCCUGUCAAUGAUGCUGAAGCUGAUGGCCCAAGAAAUUACAGAAGCCCUGCUGAGGAGAAUGGCCGCAGUCGCAGCCCCAGCCCCAUGCCUAGGGACGAAGAGCCAAUGGCUGAAGAUGAUGAUAAUCGCGAUUCUCCGAGAGGCAGUGAGUGAGCAUCGCCUGUGAUGUGCGACAUCCGCUCGUAAUUUCUGGUCUUGUAUGGAUAGAACUUAUGGUGGAGUUCCGCUGCUUGCUUAGAUUUUACCGACAACAUUCAUAAUUUGCCUUAAGCUUUUCUUUUUUGUUUUUCUUUCCGGAAGGGCCUUCGUAUUUAUCAGGGAUGAUUUGGGUUUAGACCUUAAAAAUAUUUUGUAACGCUCUCUUGUUUUCUCAUGUGUUCUGGAUGGAUCUUCCGUAGUUUCUCUC